UGUGAUGUUCAGCUAUUGAUCUCAGGUAUCCAGGAAUGAUGUAAGGAGAUCAGCAGUAAGUUAUUUGUAAGGAAUCCUGCAAGGCUAUUGGCUAUUGUCAUCUGCUGUGAGCCGGAAUGGGAGAGAAGCCAGAGUCUGACUGCCUUUACUGCCAAGCUCUGUAUCACAUUUAACACACAUGCUUCCUUGAACACUGUGAAGAAACUUUCAAUACACAGUUUGGAUGAUUACUGCUUUGCCCGGCUGCAAAUAUCAGUUCCUCUUCUGUAUCCAGAGAUAAUGUCCUGGGACUUGCUUCAUUUUACUUAGGUACUGUUUGGAUCUUCUGGAACUCCUAUCCUUAUUUGCCCAUUUCUUUGCAUGAUGAUUCAAAAGAGAGGAAAGCGUCUGAAAUCGACAUAAGUCAUUUUCCAGCUGUUCUAUUUCUGGCCAGUAAUUAUCUAUUCCCGCAAUUACUGGAGUGGCUGUCAGCAAUCUGCCUGUUUUCUUUAAGGGACUUUUAACACCAUGUACAUUAAAAUAGGUAUCUGUAGCUGCUCUUUAUCCAGUGCUUAAUUUUUACUGGAACACUGCACGCCAAUAUGACCUGUUUGUGGGGUGCUGCAAGCAUUUUGGUGGUGUCUUUACAUCUUCUUCAAGCAUUUGACUUCGACAGUGGAAGUGUUAAGGGAAUAACGCAGAGUGAGCUAGAAUACAAAAUCAGAUCUGCGGCCAACCUGGAAGAGCUUCUUCGUAUAACUCACCCCAGAGAGCUGAAGCUGUGGAGGUGUCGGUCAAAGCUGAAAUCCUACAUUAGCACUGACGCCAGAUCUGGUCCUCAUCGCUCAACCCGAUUUGCUGCAGCUUUCUAUGAUAUUGAAAUACUAAAAGUUAUUGAUGAAGAAUGGCAGAAGACACAGUGCAUGCCUCGAGAAACCUGUGUUGAUGUUGCGAAGGAUCUUGGCACUGCCACUAACACGUUCUUUAAACCGCCCUGCGUCUCUGUGUUCCGAUGCGGAGGCUGUUGUAAUGAAGAGGGAGUUUCCUGCCUAAACACCAGCACAUCCUAUGUACUCAAAUCGGUUUUUCAAAUUUCUCUACCACUGACACAAGCACCUGAACCUGUAACUAUCAAAAUUGCCAAUCAUACAAGCUGUAAAUGUUCGCUGGUUGGUCGUCAUCCGCCCACCAUAAUACGUAGAUCAAUUACAUAUCCGGAAUAUGGGUGUCUUCAAAAUAACAGACAUUGUCCUCCUGGUUGGCAGUGGGAUAGCAGCCAGUGUGAGUGCAUACUGGAAAAGGAGUCUUCACUUAACAGAAGAAGGGAAGAGCUCGCCUUGUGUGGUGCACACAUGGAGUUUGAAGACAGUUGUGAAUGUGUCUGCAAGCUAAAAUGUCCAAGGAACCGCUUCCUCAACACAGAGAACUGCACCUGUAAUGAAUGUAGUGAGAACAUGGACUCCUGCUGUGAGAAGAAUAAGAUAUUUCACCCUGACAUCUGCAGCUGUAAGGAUGACUGUCCAUUUCAAGCCAAAGUGUGUCCAGGUGGUAGGAGAGUGUGCUCAAAGCUUUUGAAUGCAUGUCAGAGGAGGUCCUAUUUCCUAUCAUAACAGAGAUUCUCCAGGCUUUCAAAUGUUAACAAAAAAGAAAAAAAAUCAUUUUUAUAUUUUACAAUUAAAGAGCACAUUUAUGUAAACAAUUGUUGUACUUUGCUGUGUGAUAAAUGUAUAUUUGGUUA
This is a messenger RNA of Rana temporaria (common frog), 1717 nucleotides long. It is a transcript of the gene VEGFD, whose product is annotated as vascular endothelial growth factor D. The transcript has 7 exons. The record is from RefSeq and is a predicted model, not a curated record. Gene Ontology annotation, biological process: response to hypoxia; vascular endothelial growth factor signaling pathway; vascular endothelial growth factor receptor signaling pathway. Bases 582 to 1589 code for a protein of 335 amino acids. Gene Ontology annotation, molecular function: vascular endothelial growth factor receptor 3 binding; chemoattractant activity; growth factor activity. NCBI's taxonomy places the organism in Eukaryota, Metazoa, Chordata, Amphibia, Anura, Ranidae. Gene Ontology annotation, cellular component: membrane.